GCCGACAGGGCUGGUCUGCACGCGAAGGAGAGGCAGCGUUUCAGGAUGCGCUGCCUGGCCACGCCGACUGUGCUGCGGGCCCUGGCCCAGGCCUCACAUGCAGGCCAUUUCAGUGGCCGAAGCGUCCACAGCACCUCCCUGGCGGCCACGUACAAGUACGUGAACCUCCAGGAGCCCAAGAUGGACAUGAAGUCGGUGACUGACCAGGCAGCUCAGACCCUGCUGUGGACAGAGCUCGUCCGAGGCCUGGGCAUGACCCUGAGCUACCUGUUCCGGGAGCCCGCCACCAUCAACUACCCAUUUGAGAAGGGUCCGCUGAGCCCACGCUUCCGCGGGGAGCAUGCCCUGCGCCGGUACCCCUCAGGGGAGGAACGCUGCAUUGCCUGCAAGCUCUGCGAGGCUGUCUGCCCUGCCCAGGCCAUCACCAUUGAGGCGGAGCCGCGGGCGGAUGGCAGCCGCCGGACCACCCGCUACGACAUUGACAUGACCAAGUGCAUCUACUGCGGCUUCUGCCAGGAGGCCUGCCCUGUGGACGCUAUCGUGGAGGGCCCCAACUUUGAGUUCUCCACGGAGACACACGAGGAGCUGUUGUACAACAAGGAGAAGUUGCUCAACAACGGGGACAAGUGGGAGGCUGAGAUUGCCGCCAACAUCCAGGCCGACUACCUCUACCGGUGAUGCGCCCCGCUGCCCGCAGCCCCGCUGCCCAAAUAAAAGUGCUCUAAUCCCCCCAC
Molecule: messenger RNA, 734 nt
Organism: Trichechus manatus latirostris (Florida manatee)
Lineage: Eukaryota; Metazoa; Chordata; Mammalia; Sirenia; Trichechidae
Gene: NDUFS8
Product: NADH:ubiquinone oxidoreductase core subunit S8
Exons: 7
Coding region: 46-678 (210 amino acids)
Biological process (GO): mitochondrial respiratory chain complex I assembly; mitochondrial electron transport, NADH to ubiquinone
Cellular component (GO): membrane
Molecular function (GO): 4 iron, 4 sulfur cluster binding; NADH dehydrogenase activity
Source: RefSeq, a predicted model, not a curated record